This is a messenger RNA of Eutrema salsugineum, 1006 nucleotides long. RefSeq names its product tropinone reductase homolog At5g06060. NCBI's taxonomy places the organism in Eukaryota, Viridiplantae, Streptophyta, Magnoliopsida, Brassicales, Brassicaceae. The record is from RefSeq and is a predicted model, not a curated record. Gene Ontology annotation, molecular function: oxidoreductase activity. Bases 35 to 823 code for a protein of 262 amino acids. The transcript has 5 exons.
GCACAGUGAUAUUCGUGGAGGAGAGUGUGCUACAAUGGAGACUGACAAAAGAUGGUCCCUCGUCGGAAAAACUGCCCUGGUAACCGGCGGUACUCGUGGAAUCGGGCGGGCAAUAGUGGAGGAACUAGCAAGAUUCGGUGCAACAGUUCAUACUUGCUCAAGGAACCAGGAAGAGCUAAAGGCAUGUUUGGAUGUUUGGAAAUCCAAUGGUUUAGUGGUAUCUGGUUCGGUUUGUGAUGCUUCAGUUAGGGAUCAGAGGGAGAAAUUGAUUCAGGAAGUGUCCUCAGCCUUCAGCGGCAAGCUCAACAUCCUUAUAAACAAUGUUGGGACUAAUAUAAGGAAACCAACAGUGGAGUACUCGAGUGAGGAAUAUGCAAAAAUCAUGUCGACCAACUUAGAAUCCGCUUUCCAUUUUUCCCAAAUUGCACAUCCUCUCCUAAAAUCAUCUGGAGUGGGAAGCAUUGUGUUCAUCUCCUCUGUAGCUGGUCUUGUGCAUCUUCGUAGUGGAUCUAUCUAUGGUGCAACUAAAGGAGCACUUAAUCAGCUUACAAGAAAUCUAGCUUGUGAAUGGGCAGGCGACAACAUCAGGACCAAUUGCGUGGCGCCUUGGUACAUCAAGACCUCACUUGUGGAACCGCUUCUUGAGAAGAAAGAUUUUGUGGAGGCGGUAGUUUCGCGGACCCCACUUGGGCGUGUUGGAGAACCAGAGGAAGUCGCGUCGCUGGUUGCUUUUCUCUGCCUUCCCGCAGCCUCUUACAUCACCGGACAGGUCAUUUCCGUUGACGGAGGACUCACAGUCAACGGUUUCAACUACGUUAUGUAGCCAACCUCUCGACGUAACUGCAUGUACUAAUAAAGCAAGAAUCCGUUUGUGAGGUUUUUGCCCGUUGGUCUUGUUUUUGUCCUUGUUUCCUUAGUUUGGUUUUGUUAUUAAACCUGCAAGAAUUUCUCACAUUUGUAUCUUAGAAAUAGUCAGCUGAAUAAUCAAAGGCACAGUUAUGCACCA